CGGAGAGACGCUGCACAGCCCUAUAGGCGGAGGCGCUCUGGCCGCUGCGGGAGCAGAGGUAUAAAAGUGCUGUGAGACACGGGCGAGCGCCACGAGGGCUGGGGUGACAGAGACGGGUGGCAGUCCGCACGAUCCCGAGUCCCUCUGCGUCCCGGAGUUCCCUCUGCGGUCCCGACUUCCCGCAGAUCUCCGUUGCCUCUCCAGUCGGGACCCAGGUUCCUCAGAGAUCGGGGCUUCCUCUGUGCUCCGCGCCCCUCGCGUCCUGGUUCCUUCUGCCUUGCGGAGCCCUGUAGCCCGGUGCGUUGAGUGCCCCGCGCCCAGCCUUCACGCACCGAGCCCGGUGGGGAGUCUGACCCUUGCGCCCAGAGCCGCAGUGGCUGGGCAUGACGGUCCCUCCUGUCCUGCUGUUCUUUCUCCUGUCCUCGGUACGAGGCACUGAGCAGCCGCAGGUCGGCACUGAGCAUCCCAGCAUGGAGGCAUCCCUGACCGGGCCCAAUGCCUCGCACUUCUGGACCAACUACACUUUCUCCGACUGGCAGAACUUCGUGGGCAGGAGACGCUACGGGGCCGAGUCCCAGAACCCCACGGUGAAAGCCCUGCUCAUCGUGGCCUACUCUUUCAUCAUCAUCUUCUCGCUCUUUGGCAAUGUCCUAGUCUGUCAUGUCAUCUUCAAGAACCAGCGCAUGCACUCCGCCACCAGCCUCUUCAUCGUCAACCUGGCAGUGGCUGACAUCAUGAUUACGUUGCUCAACACGCCCUUCACUUUGGUCCGCUUUGUGAACAGCACCUGGGUGUUUGGGAAGGGCAUGUGCCACGUCAGCCGCUUUGCCCAGUACUGCUCUCUGCAUGUCUCAGCACUGACACUGACAGCCAUUGCUGUGGAUCGGCAUCAGGUCAUCAUGCACCCCUUGAAGCCUCGGAUCUCCAUCACCAAGGGCGUCAUCUAUAUUGCUGUUAUCUGGGUCAUGGCCACCUUCUUCUCGCUGCCGCAUGCCAUCUGCCAGAAACUGUUUACCUUCAAGUACAGUGAGGACAUUGUGCGCUCCCUCUGCCUGCCGGACUUCCCAGAGCCAGCUGAUCUCUUCUGGAAGUACCUGGACCUGGCCACCUUCAUCCUGCUCUACCUCCUUCCACUCUUCAUCAUCUCCGUGGCCUAUGCCCGUGUGGCCAAGAAGCUGUGGCUGUGCAACACCAUUGGUGACGUGACCACGCAGCAGUACCUGGCCCUGCGACGCAAGAAGAAGACCACUGUGAAGAUGCUGGUGCUUGUGGUGGUCCUCUUUGCUCUCUGCUGGUUCCCCCUCAACUGCUACGUCCUCCUCCUGUCCAGCAAGGCCAUCCACACCAACAACGCCCUCUACUUUGCCUUCCACUGGUUUGCCAUGAGCAGCACUUGCUACAACCCCUUCAUCUACUGCUGGCUCAAUGAGAACUUUAGAGUUGAGCUAAAGGCGUUACUGAGCAUGUGCCACAGGCCACCCAAACCUCAGGAAGACAGGCUGCCCUCCCCAAUUCCUUCCUUCAGGGUGGCAUGGACAGAGAAGAGCCAUGGUCGGAGGGCUCCGCUAGCCAAUCACCACCUGCCCUCUUCCCAGAUCAAGUCUGGGAAGACAGAUCUUUCUUCUGUGGAACCCAUUGUGGCGAUGAGUUAGGAGAAGCAGGAGGAGGUGGGGAAGGACUCGCUCACAACCGGCUUAAUGCUCACAGUGUUGGGAGGUCCCGCAGAAGCAGGGAGAUGCUUGAGUUCCUAGGAACCUGUCCAGCCUCCUUCUCCAUCUGAUGUGCAAACCAUCUUGAAGAUGCCACGAGGUGUUGUAAUGAUCGUUGAGCGAGAUCUCUGAAAGCCGCCUCAGCUCCAACAGAGGUUGGCUCAGUCCACCACUUCGCUGCCCAGCACCUGCCACCUUGUCCUUCCUACUACUGAGCACCCGCAGGGGGACCCGAGUCAUGCUAUUGCUGGGCCUGACCCAUGUGCCCAGAAAACAGCUUCACAAGUCAGGAAGAACGGACGCAAAGGCUUUCUAAAGUUAUCAGACCAAGUGUAAUCACAGAUCUUCAAUGGCAGUGCUCUAUCUGUGACCAGAUAGACCCAUUUUAGUUUCUUAAAAUAAAGAGACAUUAAUGAGUGUUACCAUUUUCAAAAGUUCAGGAAAGUACAGAAAUGAACUAAGAUCACCCUGUUAGCCCAUCAAUUUGUAAAAAUGCCUGUAAUGUUCUGUGAAUUUGUCUGUAACUUGGCCCUCUGUGUGCCUGCUUGUGCGUUUGUGGUUUUAAAAUCCUAAACUACAUGUGUCCACUUAGAUUGUGAUAAUGAGCAAGAAACGGGGCACAUCACAGUGCUACUGAACUCCUCCAUGAUGAACGGGGUCCCUCAGCACAGCUGAAGAGAAGAGAGGAGAGCAAGGUGAAGAUUGACUCCUUCAAGUGGCAAUGGUGGGUGGGGCCCGGCCCUGUCCCAGGUGGCAACCAUCAAGAUGAGCAGCACUGGCGAGCUGAGAGGUAGGAUCCCUGCCCUCCAGCCCCCAGAAAUGAGAUGCGGCGAAGCACUGUUCUGUUUUCACGGGCAAUGAGGGAACUUGCUUUCCAAUAAGCUGGAAAUAAUUGCACUCAGACACCUCAUCUGCCCGAGCUGUCUAGACAGGACAUUUCUCUUUGUUGUCUGAAAGAUGAAAUUUUUUUCACACCAAUUCCUGAAGGAAGAUUCCCCUGUCAGCAUCACCUGAAAAAUUCAUGUGUCGUUUUCCAAAACCUACAGGCUUCUUGAAGCAACUUUGUCCCGUGAGGGCCCGUGUGUCAGAGAAACCACACUCCAGGAAGCCAGUGUUCUCGUCACCUUGCGUGUGGUCUCAGUGGCUUCAGUAUCACCCAGAGAGCACUGUGUCCGGCGGGACAAAGAGGUUCUGGGCCCUCAGGUCCAGAGCAGCCUCUGUGGCUGCUGUGCUUGGUUCGGAUUCCGUCUCGUCACAGAGAAGUCUCAGAGACAAACUGUCUUGGUGAGAAACUGAGGUCUGAGGGAGGAGAGGCUCCUCCAAGACUUAUUUAGAACUCUCAGUUGCUAACUGAAGUACAACUUGGUUACCUCUGCUUCCCUGUAAUGAACGAUGGAAGUUUCUUAGACUAGUCUAUCCACAAGAAUGCUAGAAAAUUCCCAAGACUUAAAAAACAAAACAAAACAAAAACAAACAAACAAAAAACAGAACAGCAGAAUUUUUUUUUUAGUGUCUUGGAGAGGGCAGAAGGAGAUUUCUAAAUAUAAAGUGGGUUUGGGGGCCACAUCUUCUGCAUCUGUCUUGGUCUCUGUGAUCUGAGCUGGUAGCUGUGAGUUACAUUUUCCAUGUGACCAUAAAGAGUUUACUAGUCUGAGGACAGGCAGCAGGUUCUUACAGUGUGUCUUCCCCGGGGAAUUGUGGGAAAAGCUCCAGUCACGCCCUCCUGAGGGCAGCUAGAGAUAGUGCCAUAUCACAGAGUUAGGCCUCAGGUCCGAUGGUGCCCGUCUGCUCCCUGCCCUGGUCCCUAUAUGCUUCCGAGCAAACGUGACUGGUAAUUGUGAAUGUGGUCUUUGUGAAGCCCGAGUUUGUCCAACAUGCUGUAAAGUGUGCUUUAUUGUAAAUCACUCUCUGCUCAGUAAAAGCUCUACUCUGUGUGCAGGCUGUACCUCUUGGAGUGGCGACCGUGUCUAGUCGGUAACCUUAAAAACCGGGGU
Messenger RNA from Peromyscus leucopus (white-footed mouse), 3703 nucleotides. RefSeq names its product G protein-coupled receptor 83 (gene Gpr83). NCBI's taxonomy places the organism in Eukaryota, Metazoa, Chordata, Mammalia, Rodentia, Cricetidae. The coding region runs from base 384 to 1652 and encodes 422 amino acids. The transcript has 4 exons. Gene Ontology annotation, biological process: neuropeptide signaling pathway. Gene Ontology annotation, cellular component: membrane. Gene Ontology annotation, molecular function: neuropeptide Y receptor activity. The record is from RefSeq and is a predicted model, not a curated record.